This is a messenger RNA of Pecten maximus, 2160 nucleotides long. RefSeq lists its product as uncharacterized. Lineage: Eukaryota; Metazoa; Mollusca; Bivalvia; Pectinida; Pectinidae. Gene Ontology annotation, molecular function: nucleic acid binding. The record is from RefSeq and is a predicted model, not a curated record. Gene Ontology annotation, biological process: DNA integration. The transcript has a single exon. Bases 1 to 2160 code for a protein of 719 amino acids.
AUGGUAAAUGACCUAGAAGGAUGUGAUGCAAUCGUCGAUGAUUUGUUGAUAUGGGGUGAAAACAUUGAACAACAUGAUGAACGUUUGAAAAAAGUUCUUGACCGAGUACGAGAAUACAAUUUGAAAUUGAGCCCAGAUAAGUGCCGAUUCCGUCAAACCGAGCUAAGUUACGUCGGACAUAAACUGACAGAUCGAGGUGUAAAACCAGAUGACGAGAAAGGCCGGGCGGUCAAAGAAAUGUGUCAACCUGAAAACAAGAAAGAACUUCAAACAUUCCUAGGAUUUGUUACAUAUCUUGGUAAAUUCCUACCUAACCUCUCGGAGGAAAGUUCACCACUUCGGAAACUACUACUAAAAGACACCGAGUGGAUUUGGAAAAAAGGAACGGAUAGUUUCCAGAGAUUGAAACAAUUUGUGACUGAAGCACCAGUUCUCCGAUACUAUGAUCCAUGUAAAGAGAUAACGCUAACUGUUGAUGCUAGUUCUACAGGACUUGGAGCAGCAUUGAUCCAAGAUGGACAGCCGAUUGCCUAUGCCUCGCGUGCGUUAACAGAAACACAACAGAGGUACGCGCAAAUAGAAAAAGAAACAUUGGCAAUAGUAUUUGGAUGUACAAAAUAUCACCAAUUUAUAUUUGGUCGAGAGGUCACAAUCGAAUCGGAUCACAAACCGUUACAAGCGAUAUUCCGAAAACCACUCAACCGUGCUCCACCAAGACUACAAAGACUGUUGUUGACAUUACAGAAAUAUACUCUGAAUGUUGUGUAUAAGCCAGGGAAGACCAUGUAUCUUGCCGAUGCAUUGAGUCGGAGCUACCUAAAGGAGACCAGAGAGAACCUUGUUCCAGAUAUUGAUAUUGAAGUAAACCAGAUUGUGUCAUACUUACCAAUUUCACCAGAGAAAUAUCAAGAGUUCAAACGCGAGACCUCAAAAGAUGAAGCAUUGUCACAGCUCAGAGAAAUUAUCAUCAAGGGAUGGCCAGAGAACAAACAUGAAAUACCAGAGACAGCUCAUCAUUAUUGGCCAUUCAGAGACGAGCUAUCAUGUAUAGAUGGCCUACUGUUCAAGAGCCAUACUAUCAUUGUUCCCAAAACAUUACGUCGUGAAAUGCUCAAAACAAUCCAUAGUUCACACCUUGGAAUCGUAAAAUGCAAAUCGCGGGCACGCGAACUACUGUACUGGCCGGGGAUGAGUUCUGAAAUAGAGGACACAGUGUCAAAAUGUUCAACAUGUGCCACUAACUCUAGAAAAAAUCCAAAGGAGCCAUUAAUAAUGACGGGAAAUCCGAACAGGCCAUGGUCUGUUAUUUCCGCUGACAUAUUUGAAUUUCAAGGACAUAACUAUUUAGUCACGAUUGACCAUUAUUCAAAGUGGCCGGAGUUGUCCAAAUUAGACAAUAUGGGUAGUAAGAACACUAUGUUAUAUCUCAAAAGCCAAAUGUCGAGAUAUGGCAUCCCUGACAAGCUCAUUACAGACAACGGUCCACAGUUUGCUAAUGAGGAAUUCAAGAAAUUCUCAAAGACAUAUGGAUUCGAACAUACAACAUCAAGUCCCAGAUAUCCGCAGGCGAACGGACAAGCUGAAAGAACUGUGCAGACAGUGAAAAACAUAUUAAAGAAAUCUGAGGAUCCAUAUAAAGGCUUGUUAGCUUAUAGAAACACAGUCAUUGAAGAUCUAGGACUUUCACUAGCUCAAAUGUUUUUUGGUCGAAGAUUAAAAACAGAUAUACCAACAACAGCUCCACUGUUGUCACCUGAUAAAAUUCCAACAUCUGAUAUCAAGAUGAGACUGAAAAUCAGAAAGGAAAAAGCCAAAAUGUACUAUGAUCAGCAUGCAGGUAAAGAAUUACCUCCCUUGGACAACGGUGAAACUGUCAUGUUUCAGAAGAAUGAAAAAUGGAUACCGGCCAAAGUUGUUGCGAAACAUUCAAAUCCAAGAUCUUACAUUGUCGAAACUAGAAAAGGAAAGAAAUACAGGAGGAACCGAAAGGAUAUCAAACCAACACGUGCGUCGUUUCCUGAAAACAAUGAAACCGUGUCACGAUCGGUCAACAUACCUGUAGAUAGAGUUCCCAGGAAGGAAAAGUCUAAAGAUUAUGUAAAAGAACCAAUAGCAAUAAGAUGUGGCCGCAGUGUAAAAUUACCAAAGAAAUUCCAGUAA